CUGUAAAAAUGGCUCUGCAAGGUUUAAAAGUAAUAGAGUUCGUGGGACUUGCACCGGGACCGUUUUGCGGUAUGCUGCUUGCAGAUUUCGGGGCCACGGUCACCCGCAUCGAUAUGACUCCCAGGAACUCGCUGGACAUGCUGCAGGGAGGAAAACGGUCGCUGGCUUUGAAUUUGAAGAAACCGAAAGCAAUAGAAGUGGUACGUUCGCUGUGUUCGCGUUCGGACGUGAUGAUAGAACCGUUUCGGCCGGGUGUUAUGGAAAAACUAGGUCUAUCCCCGGCAACGCUCCUGCAGGACAAUCCACGACUUGUCUACGCACGCCUGACCGGUUUUGGGCAAACGGGCUCCCACGCCGCCCGUGCCGGACACGACAUUAAUUACGUUGCACUUUCUGGAGUUCUCUCGCUACUGGGUCGCAAGGCAAGCAAACCGUACGCACCGAUUAAUUUGGUGGCCGACUUUGCAGGCGGUGGGCUAAUGUGCGCUUUCGGUAUACUAGCGGCAUUAGUUGAGCGGCACCGGUCGGGAAAGGGCCAAAUUGUCGAUAAUGCGAUGGUCGAAGGAGCGGCCUACGUCGGAAGUUGGUUGUUCCGCUCGCAGAGUCUCCCACUGUGGGGAAAGGCACGGGGAGAGAAUAUGCUCGAUGGCGGAACACACUUUUACGAUACGUACGAAACGAAAGAUGGUAAAUUUCUUUCCGUUGGCGCGAUAGAGCAUCGAUUCUACCAACAGUUGCUGGAAGGGCUUGGCUUAGAUCCCGACUUGUCGCAGUUUGGGCACGAAGAGGAACGCAGAAAACAGUUUGAGGACAUUUUUCGCACCAAAACGCGAGACGAAUGGAUGGCGAUAUUUGAGACGAAGGACGCCUGUGUUUUUCCCGUGCUCGAGUUGGACGAAGUUGCAUCGUAUGCGCACAACCGCGAUCGGCAAGUGUUCCUGGAUCCCCUGAAAACCACGGAUGAUACGACAGUACCAACACCGGCACCAAAGCUGAGUCGCACGCCGGCUACUUCAGGCGCUCUGUCCAAGAAGCGUGAUGACUUAGAAAUGACUGUUGAAAUUCUGGGCGAAGUAGGCAUUGAUUUUCCUCAAAUUGUUCGCCUGCACGAAGAAGGCGUCGUUUUGCUAUCCACUGCCCCAAAGCUAUAAAGACUCAUUUUUAACUGAUGUUAACUAGUUGUAAGUUUGAACUAUUCUAAUAAAACCGAUGGUGAA
Molecule: messenger RNA, 1217 nt
Organism: Anopheles cruzii
Lineage: Eukaryota; Metazoa; Arthropoda; Insecta; Diptera; Culicidae
Gene: Amacr
Product: alpha-methylacyl-CoA racemase
Exons: 2
Coding region: 9-1151 (380 amino acids)
Biological process (GO): bile acid metabolic process
Cellular component (GO): mitochondrion
Molecular function (GO): alpha-methylacyl-CoA racemase activity
Source: RefSeq, a predicted model, not a curated record